AUGCCUCAGAUCCGUUAUCUCGGAUGCAUCAUAGAUAAGGACGGACGCCAUCCUGACCCAGAGAAGAUUGAGGUCAUCCGCCAGAUGCCAGUACCGAAGAACGUGGCAGAGGUUCGCUCGUUCCUUGGUAUGAUCAACUACUAUGGAUCGUUUGUCGCAGAAAUGCGCCAGUUACGCGCACCGCUGGAUGCUUUGUUGAAGAAGAACGUUCCGUUCAAAUGGAAUGAGGAAUGUGAAACAGCCUUCAAUCGCGCCCUAGUCUGGAUAUAA
This is a messenger RNA of Necator americanus (New World hookworm), 270 nucleotides long. RefSeq lists its product as uncharacterized. Bases 1 to 270 code for a protein of 89 amino acids. The record is from RefSeq and is a predicted model, not a curated record. Lineage: Eukaryota; Metazoa; Nematoda; Chromadorea; Rhabditida; Ancylostomatidae. The transcript has a single exon.